This is a messenger RNA of Glycine soja, 3321 nucleotides long. RefSeq lists its product as uncharacterized. The record is from RefSeq and is a predicted model, not a curated record. The coding region runs from base 811 to 3039 and encodes 742 amino acids. The transcript has 4 exons. Lineage: Eukaryota; Viridiplantae; Streptophyta; Magnoliopsida; Fabales; Fabaceae.
ACUGACAGCUCUUUUUAUAUCAAUCAUGCAAUAAGCAUGCUGCCAAUUAUGCCCCCCUUACCUAUUUUCCUUAAAAGCUUUUAUCUAAAUCCCAUCUCAUUGUCCAACAUGACACAGUGCCAAUAAAGGUAGCUUCCACAAAAGAAUUGUGUUUUUAUUAUGGCUUCUAAGUAUUACUUCUUGGUGUAGAGUGUAGUAGACAAACAAAAACAAAACUGUUAUUGUUAUCAGUAUUAUUAUGAAGUGUACAAGACUCUAAUUCCAAAGGAGAAAUAAUUCUCCCUUUUCUGGACUUCACAUUAUUGUCAGUGGCUCUCUAUCUCUAUGAUUGUAACAGUCUGGCUUGUGUUUCUAGGAAGGUGGGUGGGUUCUCCUUCUCAAGUCCUAGCUGUACCACCCAAUGAUAUAAACCACAAUAGAAAAUCUCUUCAUCCACUGGUUGGGGAAUUCUUUUUUGAUAGCUUAUUGCUGUCUUAUUUGUUGUUCACUGUUCUUUUUCUAGUAUUAAAAAUAGCUACCAAAACUAAGGCUUUUUUCCUUUCUUCCUUUUUCAAAAUCUGAUAUAUUUCUCAUUGUAUUCAAUUUUCUAUGUACUUGGAUAGUCUAUGAUUAAGACCUUGUUGCAAAAUUUCCCUCUCUGUCUUAUUGGUUCAGUUCAGAUAUGGCAUUCCAUCUGUUGCAAGUUUGAUUAGCAAACGUCUACAAUUCUACAUUUUCCAUUGCAAAACGCUUCCUUUUUUUUUAUAUCUUUAAAACCCCAUUUGGGAAUUGGGAGAGUGAUGCAUAUUGAAGCUGCCAAAACAACUAAAGAUGGCAAAUCUUGUUCCUGGGGUGCUUCUCAAACUUAUGCAGCACAUGAACACAGACGUGAAAGUAGCUGGUGAGCACAGGUCCUCGUUGCUGCAAGUUGUGAGCAUUGUUCCAGCACUUGCAGGGGGUGAGUUGUUCCCAAAUCAAGGAUUUUAUCUCAAGGUUUCUGAUUCCUUGCAUGCCACCUAUGUCUCUCUCCCUGAUGAACAUGAUGAUCUCAUCCUCAGUGACAAGAUUCAACUGGGGCAGUUUGUUUUCGUGGAUCGUUUGGAGGCAGCUUCACCAGUUCCUAUUCUUCAUGGGGUUAGGCCUGUUCCUGGGAGACACCCUUGUGUUGGAACCCCUGAGGACAUUGUUGCAACAACUCACUCACUUGGGUUCCUUAGUAACGGCAAGGCUAACAAGAAAAGUCCUUGUUCUGGACCCUUGGACUUAGAGAGGUCCAAGUCUCCGAGGAAAGUGUUGAGCAAUCACCAUGUUGGGGAGAAGGAGAAGAAGGAGAAAGUGAGAUUGAAUAAUGAAGAUCAAUUAGACAAGAAAGCAAUGCUGUUUGCUAAGAGUAAAUCUCAGACAACAAAAGCAGCAGCAGCUAAUGUUGCUGAUGCGAAGAAGGAACCGUUGGCGAGAUGGAAGUCAUUGAAUUCAAGGACCAUUCCUUCUUCCCCCACUAGUUGCUAUUCCUUGCCUACUUCUUUUGAGAAAUUUGCCAAUGGGGUCAAGCAGCAGGCAAAUAUCAAGGGAGUGGACAGGCUAACUGCUAAGGUGGGAGUGGUGGAGAUAGGAAAGGGUGUCCGUGGAACCAGUCCAACCGGGAAGAGAAUUUCCGUGGGAAACCCGAUCAGAAAUUUGGUUCAGGGAAUUGAGCUUGGAGCUAAGGCGCUGCGUAAGAGCUGGGAAGGGAAUAUGGAAGUCAAGAAGAAAGAUACAUCCAAAUUAAGGGCCGCCAAGUGUGAUCCUAAGCCAGAGGUUCGUGGCUCAACUCCUAGGAGAAGUACUUCAAGUGAAAAGUUGCCCUCUAAAGAAGAGAGCAAGAUGCAACCGCAGACAAAGUCCUCCAAGGAAGAGCACAAGACUCAAACAUCUAUAAAGAGAGUUAUUGUCAGUGGAACAAUGGAGGAACAAGAAAAACCAAGUAAGCAAAGAGUUCCUGUUGGAAAGAAAUUGUCAGAAGCUUCUAACAAUGGAUUCCCUGGAAACUUGGUCAAAGUUUCUCCAAGUAGUAGAAAAGUGACAGAUGCAAGUGUUCCAUGGGCUUCACUCCCGUCAUCUAUUGCAAAGCUUGGGAGGGAAGUGAUGAAGCAAAGAGAUGCCGCACAGAUGGCUGCAACUGAGGCUAUACAAGAGGCUGCUGCUGCUGAGAGUUUGCUGCAAUGUCUAAGUGUAUACGCAGAGCUUAGUAAUUCUGCUAAGGAACAAAACCCGCAGCCUGCAGUAGAGGAGUUCCUAACUCUUCAUGCUAGCCUAAAUAGUGCACGGAUGAUUGCUGACUUGCUAUCUAAAUCCAAUCCAGAUGAUUCUUCUUCAGAUAAUGAAAGAAGCAUAACAGAAGAGGCACUAAAACUCAAACUAGAUAGACAAAGGCGUGCAAAUUCUUGGGUCCAGGCUGCUUUAUCCACCAAUCUAUCAUCCUUUUCUAUUUAUAACCACGAACCUCUAUCAUCCAAGCUUCCAGUUUCAACCAAUUCUCAAAACCAAAAGAAUAUCCUGGGAAGUAAACCAAUGCUAGUCAUGGAAAAUUCAAGUGAAGAUUCAUCAAAAUCUCAUGGAAAAACCCGUCAGACGGCUAAUUCCAAAACUCCUCACAAAACAGGUGAUAUGCUAGCAAAUGGACACAAGCAACUAGUCCAAUCACCGCCAGAGUGGGUUAGAGGAAAUGGCCUUGAUGAGGUGGUUGAUUUGGCUGACAUGCUGCAACUGCGGUCACGAGAUUGGUUUUUGGUGUUUGUUGAGAGAUUCUUGGACCCUGAUGGGGACACUAGCUUGUCAAAUAAUGGUCAAAUAGCAGGUAUGCUCACUCAACUGAAAAGUGUGAAUGAUUGGCUUGAUGAGAUAGGAUCAAGCAAGAAUGAGGGAGAACCUUGCCAGAUACCAGCAGAGACAAUUGACAGGCUGAGGAAGAAGAUAUAUGAAUAUCUUCUUACACACGUUGAAUCCGCCGCCGCUGCACUCACUGGUGGAUCACAAUCAUCACCUAGAAUCCAAACAGCAGAGAUCAAAGCCAAAAAGUGAUGAAUAAGUACAUAGCUUAGCUUGAGGAUACAUUAUUUAUGUUGGCAUGGGAGGAAAUUUAGUCACCAAAAGUUGUUCAAAAGAAUUUCUCUUCUUCCACUCAUUUUUUUUGUAUAUAAAUCCCGCAUGUGUUUUGAGGUAUAGAAUAUGGAGUGAUAAUUAUUUAUCUGGGGAAGUAGCCUAUGUGAUUUGUGAGGAUUUUCUUAUCCUUUUACCAAGUUAUACAGAAAUUGGAACAGUGGACAAAUAUAAGCAGAAGUGAUCUUUGCAUGAUUAUGCUUC